Molecule: messenger RNA, 946 nt
Organism: Capsaspora owczarzaki ATCC 30864
Lineage: Eukaryota; Filasterea; Ministeriida; Capsasporidae
Exons: 2
Coding region: 69-800 (243 amino acids)
Biological process (GO): protein import into mitochondrial matrix; protein folding; protein stabilization
Cellular component (GO): mitochondrion
Molecular function (GO): zinc ion binding; protein-folding chaperone binding
Source: RefSeq, a predicted model, not a curated record
GAUCAGUUCUCUUAGUUUUCUCUCUUAACCCUUUCCGCUAAGAAAGAGAUAGACCGUCUUCCAGUCCAAUGCUGCCGCAGUCCGCUCGAGCGCUUGCCAAGUCAUGCGCAUCCACACCGUUGCUUGGCCUGAAGCAAGCAUCCUUGUCCAGCUCCCACUCAUCCAAGUCCAUGCUCGGUGCCGUCUCUGUUGCUGCUGCUGCUUCGUUCACGACUACGACGACCGCUUCAAGGCCGCAGUUCUGGAGCUCGACUGCUGCUGCGACCGCCCCGAUGUCGCUUCUGAUGCAUCGGGCAUGCUCGUGCGCAUUCACUGCACCAGUGUCCACACCGGCGAUGCAUGCGGUGGCUGCUGGAACACGCCGACUCGCGUCGUCGACCGCUCCUCCUCCGCCGCCGCCAUCCUCGCCGACCAGCCAAGCGGCCGAACAAGCCGCUGCACACGGCGCCACCAGUGAAUCCAAGCCAACCCCCGUUGGGUCCAUCGACCCUUCCCAGGGCCGGUUUUUGAUCGCCUUCACAUGCAAGCCAUGCUCGCACCGUAACUCGAAAACCAUCUCCAAGCACUCGUAUCAGAAGGGCGUUGUGCUCAUCCGGUGCGAUGGGUGCAAGCAAAUACACUUGAUUGCAGACAAUCUCAACUGGUUCCAAACUGGCCACCGGAAUAUCGAGGAAAUUCUACGAGCGAAAGGGCAGACUGUGAUUCGCAACCCGGAAACUAUAUUACGCGACCACGGGCUGGACCUGGCUGCGCUGUCUUCGUCGACCGUGGAAAUCAACGGCAGUGCUGAUUCGAAAUAGCUCGUAGGCUGGACUGGACUGGACUUGGUGAGGAUGUGCUGGCACUGACUGUGUACAAAUAGACUGCGAGCCAAGUUUCUUGACAAACGCAAAAACGACGGAUUCAUAACCAGUAUUUGUAUUUAAUAACCGACAGUGUGACAAUG